Molecule: messenger RNA, 5052 nt
Organism: Hemicordylus capensis (graceful crag lizard)
Lineage: Eukaryota; Metazoa; Chordata; Lepidosauria; Squamata; Cordylidae
Gene: SLC6A4
Product: solute carrier family 6 member 4
Exons: 14
Coding region: 463-2442 (659 amino acids)
Biological process (GO): sodium ion transmembrane transport; serotonin uptake
Cellular component (GO): plasma membrane; neuron projection
Molecular function (GO): serotonin binding; serotonin:sodium:chloride symporter activity
Source: RefSeq, a predicted model, not a curated record
GAGCGUGCUCCCUCCAUGCGCAGGCAAGUUGGGAGGGCAGAAAGUUUAUUUGACUUGACUUUAAAAAAAGGAGAGAGAGAGAGAGAGAGAGAGAGAGAGAGAAGAAAGCAGCAGAGAAAAGAAAGAAAGUGACGUAAAAGGGGCUUCACGAGCUCUUUGGCAGCAGAUUAUCUGGGCAUCAGACCAUGUGAGGCGGGUGUACAAAAAGCCUCUCCCGGAUGCCCGGUGGCCCAAAGGCUCCCAAAGCCCCUGGAAGGCGGCCGCGGCGCGCGUGGGCGGACUCCUCACGGCCAGCGGGACCGGCGGAACGCUCAGCUGCUCUUUCCCCAAGAGGCCCGUGGGCGCAGAGUCCGGAGCCAAGCGGCUGAAGGCAGGAGACUUGCAACCAGGUCUGCGGGCAACAAGUGGUCUGGGCAGAGGUCUCUUGCCAAUGGACAGGAGCACGGUCUUCUAAGCUGCGGCAUGGAGAAGGCGGCCCCCGACAAUGAGACCCAGCUCCUCGCCUCCCAGAAGGAGCCCGGCGGCUGCAAGGAAGGGGACGACUGCGCAGAGAACAGACUUCUGGUUCAGAACAAGGCCAACCCAGCUGUCCCCAGCCAGGGCGACAAGGGGGCCGCGAAUCAGAUCUCCAAUGGGUUUUCGGGCGCUCAGAGCACAAGUGCCGGCAAAGAGGGCGGCGAAGAUGUUCCCUCGGCCACCCUGGCUGCUGCCGCUGCUGCCAGCACCACCAUGUCCACCACGUGUGGGGUGGAAGUCCGGCAGCAGUUGAUGGAGGUGGGCGAGAGGGAGACCUGGAGUAAGAAAGUGGACUUCCUUCUCUCUGUGAUUGGCUAUGCAGUAGACCUGGGCAACGUAUGGCGCUUCCCUUAUAUCUGUUACCAAAACGGAGGAGGGGCAUUCCUCAUCCCGUACACCAUCAUGGCUAUCUUUGGAGGGAUCCCUCUCUUCUACAUGGAGCUCGCCCUGGGACAGUAUCACCGAAACGGGUGCAUCUCCAUAUGGAGGAAGAUCUGCCCCAUCUUCAAAGGCAUCGGCUACGCGAUCUGCAUCAUCGCUUUCUACAUUGCCUCGUACUACAACACCAUCAUGGCCUGGGCCUUGUACUACCUGGUCUCGUCCUUCACGGCAGAGCUGCCCUGGACCAGCUGCGAGAACGCCUGGAACACGGGCAACUGCACCAACUACUUCUCCAACAACACGGUCACCUGGACCGCCAACUCCACCUCCCCGGCCGAAGAAUUUUAUACCCGCCACGUUCUCCAAAUACACAGAGCGAGGGGCCUGGAUGACCUGGGAGGGAUUAGCUGGCAGCUCACUCUCUGCUUGCUCUUCAUCUUCACCAUUGUGUACUUCAGCAUCUGGAAAGGGGUCAAAACGUCUGGAAAGGUGGUGUGGGUGACGGCCACGUUUCCUUACGUCAUACUCUUCAUCCUGCUGAUUCGGGGCGCAACCUUGCCGGGUGCCUGGAGGGGGGUCCUCUACUACCUGAAGCCCGACUGGCAGAAACUUCUGGCUACUGAGGUGUGGGUAGAUGCCGCUGCUCAGAUCUUCUUCUCUCUCGGCCCAGGAUUCGGGGUCCUCCUGGCCUUUGCCAGCUACAACAAGUUCCAUAACAACUGCUACCAGGACGCCCUGGUCACCAGCGCCGUGAACUGCAUGACGAGUUUCGUGUCCGGGUUCGUCAUCUUCACUGUGCUCGGCUACAUGGCGGAGAUGAGGAAUGAAGAGGUUUCUGAAGUCGCCAAAGACACAGGGCCCAGCCUCCUCUUCAUCACCUAUGCAGAGGCCAUUGCCAACAUGCCCGCCUCCACCUUCUUCGCCAUCAUAUUCUUCCUGAUGUUGAUCACGCUGGGACUGGACAGCACGUUUGCAGGUCUGGAAGGGGUGAUCACUGCUGUGCUGGACGAAUUCCCCCACGUCUGGGGCAAGCGCCGGGAGCUGUUUGUCCUGGGCUUCAUUGUGAUCUGCUUCAUGGGCGCUCUGUCAACCCUGACCUUUGGCGGUGCAUACGUGGUGAAACUGUUCGAAGACUACGCCACAGGUCCAGCGGUCCUGGCAGUGGUGUUUCUGGAAUCCAUUUCUGUGGCUUGGUUUUACGGUGUCAACCAGUUUUGCAGUGAUGUGAAAGAGAUGCUCGGAUUCAGUCCCGGCUGGUACUGGAGAGUCUGCUGGGUUGCCAUCAGCCCGAUUUUCCUUCUGUUCAUUAUUUGCAGCUUCAUGUCCAGCCCGCCAGACCUCCGACUCUUUGACUACAACUACCCGUACUGGACCAUGGUGGUGGGCUACUGCAUUGGCACCUCGUCCUUCAUCUGCGUCCCUGCCUACAUGGUAUACCGGUUGGCAACCACGCCAGGAACACUGAAAGAGCGUAUUCUGAAAAGCAUCACUCCGGAAACGGCCACAGAAAUCCCCUUUGGGGACAUCCGUAUGAACGCCGUCUAAAGAGCCACCGUCCUUUUGGCGAAGGCGGGAGAGGCAGGCGUCGCGAGAAGCCCCUCCUCUCCCAUCGCCCUCCGCUCUUUUCCAAAGCACUGAAUCGCCGCCGGGGGAGUUUUGUGCCGGGGGCAGAAGCACCGACCAAGGCUGGACCCUCCUAGCAUUCCCACAACAGCCGGACUGGCCUCUUCAGCCCCGGCUCUUUUGCGUCCGCAUUCCUGCACUGGUUCAUUUGGAAACGUGAAGGCGCACAAGUGUGAGCAAGCGGCGGCCUCUCCAUAUGUGGGCAGGGGGCCAUCGGAAUGCAUGCCUGGCUACUCCAGCCUCUGUCUAGCAACUGUCACCAGUUGGGAUUAUAUUUAGCCCCAUCCCUCUGUGCCACACACACCUGUUAUCUCUCUGUGUGACCCCCUGUAAUGGACCCUCCCGUGUUUGCUUCUAAGGAACGCAGUGUUUUCGACCAAGUUGGAAAAACAACACACACACACACACACACACACACACCUGGCCCAGCUAGCCGUAGCUACCCCAUGAAUACAGAGUUUGGCAGCCCCGAAUGACACCCUCAAGCCCCAAAUGAGGGCCGUGAGCGAAAGGUCCAGUGCAAGAGCCAAGCUGUCAUGAUGCAGAAACUCUUGCUGGACUGGAAUGCUUGAGAUGGGGCAGGGGGUGGGACAGGACUGCAGGUUUGGUUGUGAAGAACAGCACCAUCCUUGUAUCUAGAAAGUUAGGUUUCGGGGAAGGGCAGACAGAUGACUAAAUCAUCAGGUCCUGUGUGCACACAUGCAACCCACCCCCCGCUUGCAGUCGGAAAUAAUUGUUCAUCAGUACAAGCCACCAAGAGCAGGGCAACCCUAUACGGGUGGGGCCCAGACAAACAGUGGCUCUGGUGAAGCCAUCAAGUGGCCAUACAUGCCAGCUGCCAGCUCACACACACACCCCUGCCCAUCACAAGGAAUUUAUUAUUAUUAUUAUUAUUACAAGAUUUAUAUCCCGCUCUUCCUCCAAGUUGCCCAGAGUGGUGUACUACAUACUUGAGUUUCUCUUUCACAACAACCCUGUGAAGUAGGUUAGGCUGAGAGAGAAGUGACUUGCCCAGAGUCACCCAGCUAGUUUCAUGGCUGAAUGGAGAUUCGAACUCGGGUUAGGGUUACCACUACACCACGCUGGCUCUUUCUGCAGAGCUGCCCCCUUGUUCUGCAUUGUCAAACACCCCACCUCAGCUGUUCACCAGGUCCACACGCAAGCCGUCUGCAGACAGCAGUAAAGCCAUAGUCAUGUUCUCUUCCUACCUACUUUCUUUUGCAUUCCAUUUAUAAAGAUUCUCUCUCUCAAAUAUAUAUAUAUAUAUACACACACAGCAUCACACAUCGGCCACAUCCACACAGUGCUUCUUUCAGGUGAUAGGCACUUUCAGGAGUUUCAGAUAUUGGUUGUGUUCCCCCAUCAUCCACAGGCCAGAGUGCCACACCCCGAGGGGUCAUUCUUGGGGCCUCUUCCACGGGUGUUUUUUCACGAGGUGGUUCUGGAGCGGCUUUAUGCUACGGAAUUAACAGAAAGCCGAGACAGGCUCACUGCGGAGGUAAAAGAAUCCCUGUAACCUCUCCUGCCAGGUCACUGGAGAGACAACAGUGGAAGGCAGCAGCACGGCCGAAAUGGUCCACUGGAGGACCAUUUAAGUGGUCAGAUCCUACCCCUUUUGGGAAGCUGGCCCAGCAGUGGUGGUGAAGAGGCAUCUCUGUCGGGUGAGGUGUGGUCAGUGGAUGGUCUGGGCUCAAAGGAGCUGCUGCUCGGGGCUAGAGCGCAUUUGCAGAGCAAAGCCAGAGACCAGGCAUGCGCGCUCUCAAAAGUCUGAUGAGCACUGCUCACAAAUGUACAACUGGACGGAGUGUGCGUGUUUGUUUUACUCCUGUUGCAAAAUGACAGUCAUCCUGAUGGGGCGACACCAAGCCUACCAAAAACAUAAGCCCUAUUCACACGUUAUGUUCCAAACUCCUACAAGUCUACACAGAUACAGCACAACACUUCCGGUCUGUAUCCUGCAUCUGAGGGGCCUGUACCUCGCUUUUAAAAUGAACACAGGUAGCCAUUCACACAAAAGCACAUAUGAGUGUGCAGCCACCUGGACACUUGUUCCACAUUAUGUCUGGAUAGGGCUAUAUACCAUGCUGAGAUUAGCCUGUGUCGGGAUCCCUUCAACCAGCGCAGCAGUUCUGAGCACCCUGAUCCACGGAGCUGUGAGUGGGUAGAAGACGACAGUAUUAAAUUAACCCAUGGCAAAUUAGCAUAACUGGCCAAGGAUUUGUUCUGUGCAGGCCACAUGAAAAUCAAUGCAGCCUGCACAGGAGGGUAUUCUGAGGACUUACAGAGGCAACUGCGACAAUUCCUGGGACUGUGUUUACCUUUAGGUUGGAGAAACGAAACUGGAGUUUUAUUUUACAAAACGGAAGUAUUCUUCUCAAUACAUGUAUAUACUGCGCCUGUAUUAAUUUAUGCUGCUGCUUCAGUUAUCAGUGUCCCAAAGCUGGGUUGUAAGUCAUCAUCAGUAUGUGCCUUGCAAUGUAAGCUGUUAUUGUAAUAAAUUUAAUAUAAGAAUAAAAUGGCAGUUGUAACCCC